Hylaeus volcanicus is the source of this 7503-nucleotide messenger RNA. RefSeq names its product inositol polyphosphate multikinase-like (gene Ipk2). Gene Ontology annotation, molecular function: inositol-1,4,5-trisphosphate 3-kinase activity; inositol tetrakisphosphate kinase activity. Gene Ontology annotation, cellular component: cytoplasm; nucleus. The coding region runs from base 818 to 2146 and encodes 442 amino acids. The transcript has 6 exons. The record is from RefSeq and is a predicted model, not a curated record. Lineage: Eukaryota; Metazoa; Arthropoda; Insecta; Hymenoptera; Colletidae. Gene Ontology annotation, biological process: inositol phosphate biosynthetic process.
GAACGAAUAAAAAGAAAAGAGAAAAAGAAAAAAUGAAAAAAUUCCGGGAACGAGACUGUAUCGUAUUUGCAUAUCGGUUCUCGAGUCCUUUGGAGCCUGAUGAAGCCUGAUGGAGCCUGAAAUCUGAAUGCCGCCUGAAAACGAGCCGGAGACGGUUUUCAUUUGAUAAAAACAAAAUUGGCCCUCUGGUGGAAUCUAAAUGAAACUUUGUAGUGUGACGAAAGAGAUAGCAAUAGAAAAGUAGGAAGACGUCUAGUGAGUGGAAGGACGUGUGAGGACGUGUUAUCGUCCGAAAAAUGAUGUGAAGUUUGAAAAGUCGCGAACGUAAUCGUUGUUUCGCCCUUAUGUACAGACGGUUUCAAACGAAAUUGAUCUACGUGAAAGUGUUACGUAUUCGAACACAUUAUAUCGUGUUGUUGUGAAGGGACUGGUUAUCGUAUAGGUUAUAAUAAUAGAUAGGCAUGUAAAAUGUCAUAGAUGUAACAUUUGUAAAAGAAGAGUGGCUAAUAAAUGAUUCUACUGUUAUUUCCAAUAAAUAACAUUGAGAACGACUGAAAUAUCAUCAUCAAUAUAUUAAUCGGUAUGAUGUGAAUUAUUUACCUGUGAUACGAUUAAUGCAAAGUUAAACAAUGUGGAUGCACGAGCGGAAAGGAAUAAUCGAAGACGGAAAUGAAACAACCGAAGAUAAUUAGAAUAAGCUUCCAUGUGUAACCGUCGGUGGCAGAGGUGGAAUUCACAGCGAAGAUAAGAUCUUUGCGAACCGUGCAACUCUUUAAUUGCACAAGUUAAUUACUGCGCACCACUCAGUGCAAUAACGAUGACGACUUUAGACUCGCAGGCCGAUAAAACUUUAUGCCAUCUCGAUAAGGUUUCGAGCACGGAGUUGGCUGAAAUUUCGUUCGAGUGUGGAAUCUAUGACGGAUUAAGUCCAUUGGAAAAUCAGGUAGCUGGACACAUGUUUGACGACAAACGACGCACCAUCGGCAUGUUACGUAGACCGGACGGUCGGGUGCUGAAACCUGUCGUUAAACCAUUACUUGGCAAAAGGGAAAUCGCAUUCUACGAAAGUUUACAAGCAUCCCAAGAUCCCGUCAUGUUACAAUUGAAGAAUUAUGUUCCAAAAUAUUACGGCACGACAGAAUUGCAAAUAUUCGGCAAACGAGUAACGUUCCUCACGCUGAAAGAUAUUAUCCAUGGUAUGGCGGAACCGUGCGUGAUGGACAUAAAAAUAGGUAGACGAACGUGGGAUCCCUUGGCCACGCCUCAAAAAAGAGCAACGGAAGAAUUGAAGUAUGCCGAAUCGAAACGCACUUAUGGAUUUUGCAUUACUGGCUUUCACGUCUAUUGUUUGUCUUCCGGACAAUUAAAAAAGUUUGGCAAACAUUACGGGAAAACACUCGAUGCCAAGGGUGUCGUGGAAGCGCUGAAAAUGUUCCUGAACAUACGUCCAGAAAGACCGCCCUGUCGUCAAUUGAUUGUGCAGCUUCUCUCUUUCCUGUGGAAGAUCUUACUAUUCUUUCGUACCCAGCGGUUGUUCCGCUUUUAUUCUAGUUCUCUAUUGGUGGCUUACGAUGCAAAAAGAUUGCGGCAUUACCUACGUCUGAAUAACACCAGCACCGAUAGAACGGGGAGCCGCGUAGCCAAAUCACUCUCUUCCAUGAGCAAUCAUGCAACUAUAUCGAAUGUGUUCAAAGACGUAAGCGACCGCGACAACGACCGCGACGCUACGAGUAACACGAGUAUCCGUGAAACGAACAGAAACCAGACCACGGAGAGGGUACACUUCAUUAAAAGGAGUAUCAGUUUGAGCAGCGAAUGCGAUUCGGUGGGGAAAGAAAAGACUCUCAACAGAAGCGGAUCCUGCAGUUCGGAUUUCCGAGUGGACCGACUUUGUCGCACUCAUUCUUACGUCAACAAUUUCGACGACGACAUUAUUAAAAUGAAAGAAGAUUACGACGCCCUGCUGAGCGAACUCAGUAGUUCUUCGGAGGAGAAGCAGAACUGGGUUAGGAUCAAUAUGAUCGAUUUCACCCACGUAUUUCCAACGGAGGAUCCAACCACUUUGGACUUGAAUUAUUUGGAAGGGAUCGAGAACUUGAUCAAACUCGUCGAAAUGUUCCUUGUGUCCAAGGAUAACGGCGCAUAAACUAUAUUCAUCGUAACGUAGAACUCGAUGUUACACGUUUCCUUUUAAAUUGCAAUACGAUGUGUUACAAAAUUUCAUUUUAUAUUCUGUAAUUAAAUGCAAUUGUUUCGCGUUAGAACCAAUCGGAAGUACGAGCAGGAGGUCGUAAUUCGCGAUAAUGUGUACCGUCGCGUUAUCGCGUGGACAAACCACGAGGUCAGGAACGUUUCGCGAAAGCUUAUCGAGUAGCGCGCAACACGAUCGAACAGGAAAAUAUUUCGCGUCGCAUCGUUUCGGAAUAUUAUUUGCGCAACCUUUCCGGUGCGAUGCUUGCAAUCGCCACGAUCACGGAAAAACUCGAAAAUUACGUGUUGAUUCCUUUCGUAUCAGAUGUAAUAUCCAUAAGAUUCGCGUUCUUCGGUGCACGUCACUUAUCGCAUUACUAAAGACUGUACUCAUUGGGUUUAUCGGCAUGUAGCCGUUCACUUAACAAUUCUCGUAGUCACCAAUUUUUUCCUCGCGUAUCGUCUAUUAUGUUACUUUCGUGCAAGUAAGAUUCUAUCAUCGCACCUACCGAACAAGAAAAUUGUUAUGUUAAUAUGAUACAAAAAAUAAAAAAAGUUAACGUAAAACUAAAAGUCUUCAUUCUUAUACUUUGUAAACGAAUAGAGGCGGACUAGAAGUAACCGAAACAUUUUCUUUUAUUAAAGUUUAUAAUCUCGUAAUAGAUAAGAGAAAAAUGGUACCGCAAACUUAACGAAAGGUCAUCGAUGAGAAUGAAUAGACGGAUGCAUGAACACUACGCGGAAAUUAGUCGUCCUUUUUAUUUGACUUUAAGAUCGUCGAGAACUUGAAUUUAAAUUAAAUGAAAUAAACGUACGAGAAUUUUUGUUUACAUAUGAGAACAGGAAACGUUCAAUUUCUUUCGAUUUCGUCUCGAGUUUUGUCUAUACCGUCCAGAAACGACGCGUGGCACGGCAAAGAUUAGUUUGGCAACGAGUUUUACCCUCUAUUCGCUGCGAUGAAACGCACGCGAUAAAUUUAGAGUCACAAUUGCGGAAAUAAAAGGCGAGGAAACGUGCACGUGCGCGCACCCGUUUAAGGGGUCAUUCCUCUGCGAAAGCUCUAAAGUUUACCAAUUCUAGUUAUCUUUUUUUAAUCAAAGGGAGUCUCGGUGCGCGUAUCGACGACUGUUUUUUACUCGUUACCACGCAUUGGAAAAAGUAUAGAAUAUAAAAGCUGGUAGAAGGACAAUCGAGUCGAAGAAAAACAUUAAGAAACGUAAGUGCACGUCUGUUUGAGCAGUGUUGCGAGCUAAACGUUUUUCAAACUUUCGCCAUUCGCCAUAGUUAACGGGGAAAUGUACUAGCUGAAAAUAAAACACAAACUGCGAUGCGAUGAAUCGUUUCGCUAUGCCGGUGCCGCGGCUCAUCGCGCCGCGCCAUAGAAAACAGUUUCAGUUUAGCCAGUAUACAUAUACGCAACACCGAACCAAGUGUUCUUUGUCGUUUGCUCAACGGCAUAAAGGAUGCAUUUACGAGACCAUUCGUAACGCAGCAUCGUCAAGGCAGGACGGCACGAUACAGCACGUAAAUUAAUCAGAAUGGAUCUGUUCGAUGUAUCUUGCGCGACCAUGACACGUGUUGCAUUACGAGCAUCGAAGAAAAGAAAAAUUACCGGAGACGAGUAAGAGUAAGCGAUAUUCAUUUGCGUAUCUAACAGCAACGAUCGAAUCGCGUAAUUUCACUUCAAUUCAUUUUACCGGUUGUCUGAAAAGUGCGAACACAUACAAAUUGUUGUGGAAUUCUCGUGAAAAUAUCCAACAAUUAAAAAUACAAAUUUUUUUGUUGUUCCAACAUGCAUAGCUGGUAAUAUACAUAUAGUAUGUAUAUAUAUAUAUGUACACUAUUCAGUUUCAACACUUUCCAUUUAUUUUCGUUCAUUGAUGUAUUUACAAACUCACAAAAAUCGAUUUUAAUCUCUGAAACGUGGAACGAAACGCUCUCGAACUGGUCCUACGAAAUUUCUGGACUGACGAUAGCGCCAUUAUAUAAAUCGUCGAGGUCAGUGUUUAUGAUAACGACUUUUUCAAUAUUUCUCACAGUUUUAAAGGUAAAUUUGUAUCGUAACAUCAAUCACCUGCGCGAAUUGUAACCGUUGAAACGCAUGGAAAAUAAAACCGUAAAGUAACUUUGUUAAACCGGCACACUUGCACGUGGAAAUUCGGUCGUACGCUGUCACAAAGGUAAGAAAUAUAAAGCGGGAAAAACGUUUCCGUCGCGCGAACGAUUAACUCGCAUUCGCGUCUUAAAUGCGAAAGUCUGAAAGAAUUUGACCGCAGCAACGGUAUCAAAGAGGACAGGUGGGCUUCGGUUCGAGCAUGGAAAAUUACGCGAUUACGAAGCGAGUUUCGAGUUCCAUUCUAAAACAAUUGACACGAACCAGCGAAGAGCGAACGAAGAGCGUUCGGUUUCGCCUUCACGGAUAUACCGUGAGUGUAUCGCUAGGCUAAACCGCUAAAAUGAUCUCAUACUUUCGGCACAGUUAUUUACGCGUAAAAUUAGCGUGAUAAUAGAACAAAGUACUCUUACGGAAGCAAAACCUUGCUGCUUUUCAAGUUUGUUCAGUGUCCUCUGUAAGAAUACUCUGCGGCAAUAUUUGGUUUUCGAAAGUCAGGGUAAAUAUACGCUUUAAAUCUUCUUUUGCGACCCCCUUUGAAACGCAGGGCACAGCGCGCAGGGCAGUACCUUUCACUUUGGAAAACACUGUUUUAGGUCGACGUUAGUAGUAAACGUAUAUAUGUUUAUGUAUAUCGUCUAUAAUAUAUAAAUACAGCACGCAUUCGGUAUAUACAAGACUCCCUCGGUGCUUUUCUGUUUAACUUUUACUACAUUCUCACUUUUACUCGUUCGUAUAAAUUUUCUUCGUUUCGCUCCCUUCUUUUCCCCUUCUGAUCGCGUUGAACUCGCGAUACUCGGAGAGAGUCCAGACUGCGCGCUCGUUUCGCGGUUUAUUUUCUAUACGCGAGUAAAAGUUGCGCCGGAACUCUGUCCGAGCGAGAACCAACCCGGCAAAUUCGUCGAACAGAAGCCUGAGCGCAACGAGCCCGAAUUAAAUCGGCUCAACUUUUCUUCCCGUCUUCGACGUUAUCGUGUAUUUUCUUUUCCGAUGCACCUACCUCCCGAUUUACACGAUUCCUCGAAAGUCGAAAUACCGUGCAAGUCGAAAACAACAUUUGCUCGAUUAUUCGAUUAAAUUUCUUUAUUUCAACGUAAAAUAAAGUAAAAUAAAACAAACGAAAAACAAAACCAAUGUAGCAAACGAUGGCAAGUAUUCGUUAUGGUAAUACCAAAGUGCGAUCAAAGUGAAUGAAAGUUUACCAGCAACUUUCAGCGCAAACGGUGUUAGCAAAGUAAAUAAAUACAUUUGAACCAACAUCGUUCCGCAAACCACCGCUUCAGAGCCAUAACUGCCUUUUUCGAUGGAUAUUUACCAAGACGUACUUCCUGACUUUUAAGAGUGUCGUUUGUCUUUGUCCCAGAUCGACGCGACGGAGAAACCGACGCCGACGCCGACGCCGAUGCCAACGGUACGUCGAAUCGAUGAUAUUUUCCUUUUCGAUUAAAUAUUACAUGAAUAUUUUCAAAUAAAAUAGUGCUUGUAUAUUUCUGCGACGUAACAAUUUCAAAGAGUAAAUUAAAUACGACGGCCAGCGAAUAAUGGGAAAAGUAAAAAGCUCGUGUCGUCGGCGUCGUUUAGCGGCUCGCGCCCGAUGAGAAUCAGCUGGUAGGAUCAGUUAUUAAAACACAAUGGUUUAAACAGUACCGUCGAGUCAAUUGGCUUGUGGCCGUUGUUCGUUAAAACGAGGAUGUAACCUCUUCUUGACUCGCGGUUGGUUGGAAUUUUUUUCCAACAGUUGGCCAGUCGUGUACAUUUAUUAAGAUCAAUUAAAUCCUCUUUUUACUGCUUAUAUGCGAAUAAAUGUGUCCGUGGUAUCGUGAAUCAUUCGUUUUCACUGCGGAACCUGGCUGUCUCGAGUGUAUCCUUUGUACGCGUUCAUUGUCAGUCUCAUUGGCGUUUAAAUUGCAUUCGUAAUAGGCAUUUGGUGUAACAUUGUGAUUAACGUAAUACGAGAAAUUAGAGCUUAAAUUUUCGCGAUUUAUACGGAUUGUUUCUUUGCAGCGUUAUAUAGUAUGUAUAAUAUUGUAGUUGAGGCAUGACAAAUUGAGGAUGUGGAUAGCUGGUUAGUGUAACAGAGACACGUCUUGGUGCUCGAUCAAGUUUUUCUUUGAUAUUAAGAAAGCACGUAUUUUAUAUUGUGCAUUUGUCGAGCGGGGAAGUUUACGGUAGGUAGUAAUAUGUACCACCACUUUAAUUGAGUUCGCCAUCGGAGCCAUUCAACGUUCAAAGAGCCAAUUUAAAAAGAGAAUCUCAAUAGAAAAAGAGAAAUGUGUGACCGUAACGAUUGUUUCUUUUUUCAUCGGAGCAUUAAUACAAUUCGUUUGGUUUAAAUAUAUCACUUUUAUUAAUCGUCAUUUUAUUAAAAUAGCACCACAAAAACAUGUAUAACAAAGAGCAAUAUAAAUAAAUGAUCGUUCGUAGAGUCUCAACGAUGCUUUACGCGUAAAGCGAAGCAACACGUAUCGAAGGAGUUCGAACGUAAGGCCACUUCCUUCUUACUCCGUAAGUGCCGCAUUCAACGAGAUAACUCUUCUAAAUUAUACGGGAGGCGUGUGCCAUUAAUAGGGAUAUAAAUUAGUAUCGUCGCGAUCAAAGAGGUCACGGAACCGCGUUCGGGGCCGAGGACGACAAAAUGAGUUUUAAGGACGACCUACGCGUCAACGUCUAUUUCAAUGCCUGCUGCCUAAAUAUCACCGACAAAGCGAAUUAUGGACUUGAAGAAUUACAACUUUAAAUUCUGACAAUUGUGCUCGAGUCACGUUAAAUUGGCCUCACUCGUCGACGCGUCAAACACCGGUUGUUGGCCGAACUUUGCCCGAAUUUACGUUCGAACAGUCUGGACUUGUUCCAAAAUGUCGAUUGGUCGACGCCUACGAGUUUCGAAACAGACGAGACUUGUCCUCGACGACUUGGUAGCACGAGAAGCGGUUGGUCGUCUACGUUAGAGGUCAAGAUUGCUUAGGCGAGUUUUCCGCAGAAAAAAUUAAACAGGAGGAAAAGAAGGUCACACCCUCUACACAUGCUUCAGCACGAAUGCCUUAUACAAUCCUGUUGCCCUAUACUCUCUCUCUCCCUCGCAUACGCGCACACACAUACACACACGCAUACGCACGGUCUUUCUCUUGUUCCUUCUGUCGGGCGUGAGAUGACACGACGCUGGGGCCAGGGAUAUUCAAAAAGGCACUAAUACUCGAAGA